Tuber melanosporum (Perigord truffle) is the source of this 1989-nucleotide messenger RNA. RefSeq lists its product as uncharacterized. The record is from RefSeq and is a predicted model, not a curated record. The coding region runs from base 1 to 1989 and encodes 662 amino acids. NCBI's taxonomy places the organism in Eukaryota, Fungi, Ascomycota, Pezizomycetes, Pezizales, Tuberaceae. The transcript is spliced from 2 exons.
AUGCCUCCUCCUCCCUUUCUAGCAUUAACUGCCGUCGACGGUCGCCCUACCGACUGUCGUGUACGAUGGCUUCAGAAGCCCAGCAGGUCAGAAAAAGAUCCUCAGUUAGGGGAUUGGGUCACCAGGAAGGUUCCAGGUGUUGAAGCUCACAGAAGUGAGAACCUGCAUCUUCCUAAUGAGAUACUGGAACAAAUAGUUCAGCAUGUAAGCACCAUAUUACCGGUAUCCCUCAUUAUUCAACUUACAUUAAUUGCAACCGCAAAGGUUACCCAUACCCGCACGCUUCUCUCUCUGUGCCUUACUUCACGGACACUGUACAGAAUAUCUGUUCUCUAUCUUUACCGAAGCAUUGCCGUUUGGGGAAACUGGGGCGAGGGGCCGAAUUUGCCUGAUCCAUUGAAUAAGCCGCUUCCUGGUCAGGUGAAACUUUUAGAGAGUCUCUCCGCCGACUUCACAAAAGAGAGCCCCGUGAGCCCCGUAGAUGCAUUGCCGGCUCUGCAAAUCGCAAAAUAUGUGAAGCGGUUGUAUUUAAUGUAUCCAGACAAUCACCUAGGAGGGGAAGAUUCCGGUUCCCUUGGCCACGGUGGAGAUUCUCCACAGUCCAUCUCGCAAUUGGUAAAAAACUGUGCCAAUAUCGAGGAGCUACAAAUAUGCGACAAUCUCAAGCUCCGAGGAGAUUUGGUCAAGGCCAUAGUUUCUCUCAAAAAGCUCAAGCAUCUACGCAUCACCAUUGAGUCCGAUACGUCGGCAUCACUAGCUCAACUUCCCCCUCUCACUUCCCUUCAAGUAGAUAUGAGAGGGGUAGAGGAGGGCGGGCAAGCUAUCAAUGGCGCGGCCGCUCUUUUCCGUAAAGUUCUGGAAACGUCUCGGGCAACGUUGACUUCACUUGUUCUUCACUCUGGGCGCUCAGAUCAUCCAGACCGAUCCGAGCAUAUUUUUGGGCCCCUAGUGGACCAACCGGAGAGCUCCGACAUCGCAAAACCUCAGCCAUUAAAUCCCACAUUUAAGUUCUGGAAGCUCGAAAAGCUGGUACUUAAUGCCUUCCACCUAACGCAGACUCACAAGUAUGCACUGCGACUUGCGGGCGUGAUUAAUUUUUCUAAGCUCACUUAUUUGGAGAUGGGGAAUUUUCACAAUUCGGUGUUCGCCUGUCGAUUGGACGUGGAAUGGACGAAUCUUAAGAAGAUUUAUCUUUGUUACAACCCAAAUCUCAAAGAUUUCUUAGGAAAAUGUGGUGGGUUAGAAACAAUUUUCCUCGCUCAUGCGCCGCACAUGACUUCAAAUGAUAUAUCGUCCUUGAUUGAGAAGAUUGUUGGGAAUCACGGAAAAACUCUAAAAACGCUUGCAUUGAGGCCAGCGGAGGCUCUUCCCCAACAACGCAUACCCACUCUUAGCAUAUUUCACCUCCGCAAGCUUGGACAAGGAUGUAGGCUCCUGAAAGAGUUAUGGACGGCUUUUGACUUUGAAAAUGAUUGGGUAAUUAAUCCCCGGGCCGCUCGAGCACUGGACCAGAAACUGAUAUCGGUAUCCAACCAGUGCGAGCUCGCCCACACGGUUUACAAGCUUCUUCCAAAUCUACAAAUGCUUCACCUCACAAAUCAGAUACCAGAAUGGAUCCCGCUUUAUCAUUGGUCAUUAUCUCAUCCCGGUCUACGUUAUCCAAAUUCCGACUCGAAGAGAUGUCGUGUCGAGGCGGCGACGGAGCGGGCCAUAGCAACCUUGAUAAAGUGCUACCUCCUUCAUGCACCAAAGAAAGUGCCCCCACUGAGAGAAUUUUCGGCUAUGCGGACUUAUAGCCGUCAAUCAAACGAUGUCACCCGUUGGUACUAUCAAAUUGUCCCAGAAGUACCGGCUCCCGACUGGGGGACUGUGGAUAGUUGGGUCGGGUUCCGUCGUGGGGUAGGGGGGUGGGAGUGGGCUGCUAUGAAGGGGCCCUGGAAAUUGGAGAAUGGGAAGGGUGAAUCGAAUGCGAAUCUAGACUACUUUUAA